Penicillium oxalicum is the source of this 888-nucleotide messenger RNA. RefSeq lists its product as uncharacterized. The record is from RefSeq and is a predicted model, not a curated record. Bases 1 to 888 code for a protein of 295 amino acids. The transcript has 3 exons. Lineage: Eukaryota; Fungi; Ascomycota; Eurotiomycetes; Eurotiales; Aspergillaceae.
AUGUCGUCUGCCGAUCUUGACUCCGCCUGUGCAGCCGCACAGUCACCGGCCCCACCUGAAGGGGAUCCAUUUUCUCCACAAGCGGUCGCGCCCUCCCCGGGGGCCUCGACUGCUGCGGACUCAUCAUUCACGGCCGUUAACGUUGACACAACAACACCUGACACAGCUCAUUCGCUUUCGUUGGAUGGAUCGCAUCCAUCAGAUCGUGCUUUUACGUGGAAAAUCACCCAGAAAAUAUCGGAGCGGUCUGUUUCUCUGACGCAGCAGGAUGUUGACAUGGGAUGCGGAUCUCCUAUGGCCGUGGGGAAAUUCCUGUGCUGUCUCGCCGACGGCCCAACGCAAACAGCAUUCAUGCGAGUCUACUACCAGAUCCCAAUCAUUGGAACCGAAGACGCUGAUGUAACCACACUCGCCGAGCAGGUCCAGCCUCCUGAAGUGUGUGGUGAACACGAGGCAUUUAAGUUAUUGACGAGACGAGGGUGCAGCUCAGUGCCACGUUUUUACGGCUAUUGCGAAAGGAAGCAAGGAGAAUCGGACCUUGUGCCAGGAGGUUAUAUCAAGUUUAUCGUAUGGGAGAAGGUGCCUGGGGAGUCCUUGACAAGGGAGUAUUUCUGGAGCUUGGAUCCCACUGCACGUGAGGAAAUCCGUGUUCGCUUCCGUGCUGCUUACGAGGAUGUUCUACGUUGUGGAGUCAAGCCACAGAUGUGUGGAAUCUCCAAGAUUAUCUAUUGCAAGAAAUCAGGCAACAUUCGAAUCUCAGGAUUCCGGAGAGGCUGGCCGAUUCUUGACAAAUUAGAAUGGUCAGAUACUCGUUACGUCGAGUACGGGCUGGCCAGGCCACACGAUGAUCGAGAUUGGGCUUCCCACCCUGAGAAGUGGGAGUAUUGA